UGCAUCGUUCGCGUAAUAAACAUGUGAAGGGAUGUUUCCUUGUUAACUUGCCCACUGCCGUGAGCACUUCACAGUACUCGGUGCGUUUGGGGUUUCGGAAGGAAUUCCCAGUAUUCUGUGUUUGACAACGUAUCAUUCCAAAGAGAGAAGCGCAAAGUUUCCCUACUUAAGUAAGCAUCCCGUGGCGAGUACUUUGAAAACGUGCUUGAACGCAGCACAACAAGAGCGUUGUUCCAGCCCCGUUUUAGUUUGAACACAAUCAAUGCUACUGUGAGCGUUCCCGUCGCACCGUCCUUCACUUGCAAGCGAACCAUCAUGAGGAACUACGUGCCAGACAUCAUCAUUCUGUUUAUCAUCAUCGUAACGAUUACUAUCGUACGACUAGUAUCACAAAUUCUUCAUGAAACGCUUAGCGAUGCACCGAAUCUUGUCGCACCUCCGGUUGCCGACAGUGGACCAAAGCCCGAUCUGUCCCUCAGUCAGCUUAUCGAUCAGAAAUCGAAAGAGUACUCAUGGCUCCUUCGGCUGAUGGUGAACCUGUUCGGCUAUUUCUGUAUCUUCGUACCCGGAGUGUUGAUCUACAAGUAUGCCAAACGCACCAAAUACAUGGAACGAUCGGAGCGGUCACAUCUCUCAGCACUGGUGAAGUUUUGUUACUCCGGAUCCGGCACGGAUAGCCUCGAUCGACCUCUGGAUUCGCAGUCCGGUACAACAAAAGGAGCGGCCAGUAAACGCACAACGGCCCAGGAGUGUGUGCUGCUGUGCUACUGUCUGGUGGGACUGAUGGGCUCCUACCUUACCUGGGGAGUACUGCAGGAGAAAAUUAUGACCCAGGAGUACGAAGGACCGGAGAAGCGCAAAUCACAUUUCAAGGAUUCCCAAUUUCUGGUGUUUUCCAACCGUGUUCUAGGCUUCAUGAUAACGGCCGUUUAUCUCGUGGCAAAGCGUCAAUUUCGCCACCGUGCACCGCUGUACAAGUAUUCGUACGCUUCGUUUUCCAACAUCAUGAGCGCCUGGUUCCAGUACGAGGCACUGAAAUUUGUCAACUUUCCCACGCAAGUGUUGGCCAAAUCGUGCAAAAUCAUCCCGGUAAUGAUAAUGGGGAAAAUAAUAUCGCGCAACAAGUACGAGUUCUACGAAUACCUGACCGCAGUUAUGAUCUCGGUCGGUAUGAUCUUCUUCCUGACCGGUUCGACGGACGAAUCGAAAUCGACCGCCAUGACGACGCUGACCGGUGUGCUGCUCCUAACGUUUUACAUGAUUUUCGACAGCUUCACCUCCAACUGGCAGGGCGAACUGUUCAAAUCGUACUCGAUGUCCUCCAUCCAGAUGAUGUGCGGCGUAAACCUAUUCAGCACACUGUUCACCGGUGCGUCACUCGCGAUGCAGGGCGGUUUCUACAGUUCGCUCGUGUUUGCCGUUGAUCAUCCUAAGUUUGUGAUCGACUGCAUCGUGCUGUCCAUUUCGUCCGCGAUCGGGCAACUGUUUAUCUUCUACACGAUUGCCACGUUCGGAGCGGUCGUGUUCACGAUCAUCAUGACACUGCGACAGGCCAUCGCGAUACUGCUGUCCUGUCUGAUCUAUCAGCACCGUAUUUCGUUCCUCGGGGUAAUCGGUGUGCUGAUCGUGUUUCUCGCCAUCUUCCUGCGGGUGUACUGUAACCAGCGGUUAAAAGCAAUUAAGCAACGACACCAAACUGCACCGAGCGGUGGCAGCAACAAACCACGUAUCAACGUUUAAAAUACGGCUUUUGUUGUUUCGUUUUUUUUCGGAGAGAAUAGGCAUACGGUGUGCUUAAGCAGUUAGCAGCGUCAGCGCGUUUGCAUUUUACUAAUUAAGAUUGUUCGUUCUAUUAGACAACAGACAACAUUUUAGUUCAUCCAAGAUGGAGAAAUUUCUUUCACCAGGACUCACCGCCCGGUGCUGUAGAUUAAGAUAAGAUGUAUUAUUUAUAGAAGACAUAACGCGUUAACAGUGAGGCAAAUUACGGUAGAGUGCGUAGCCAUGUAACAAAGUAAAAUGAGGUAAAAUAACGAAACCGUUCUGAUACGCUUGAAUGCUUGUUCUAACCAAAAAUGUGACGAUCGAUUGAUUGUGAAUCGUGAUCAAUAUGUUUGUGUGUAGUGUUUGGAUGGCGAUUAAUAAAU
Molecule: messenger RNA, 2147 nt
Organism: Anopheles moucheti
Lineage: Eukaryota; Metazoa; Arthropoda; Insecta; Diptera; Culicidae
Gene: sll
Product: adenosine 3'-phospho 5'-phosphosulfate transporter 1
Exons: 2
Coding region: 316-1740 (474 amino acids)
Biological process (GO): transmembrane transport
Cellular component (GO): endoplasmic reticulum membrane; Golgi membrane
Molecular function (GO): 3'-phosphoadenosine 5'-phosphosulfate transmembrane transporter activity
Source: RefSeq, a predicted model, not a curated record